Molecule: messenger RNA, 1422 nt
Organism: Cryptococcus amylolentus CBS 6039
Lineage: Eukaryota; Fungi; Basidiomycota; Tremellomycetes; Tremellales; Cryptococcaceae
Exons: 5
Coding region: 1-1422 (473 amino acids)
Biological process (GO): fatty acid biosynthetic process
Cellular component (GO): mitochondrion
Molecular function (GO): [acyl-carrier-protein] S-malonyltransferase activity
Source: RefSeq, a predicted model, not a curated record
AUGCGCAUCCUCGCCCCCUCCCGCCACCGUCUCCCUCGCCACAUCCUACCGGCUUCCCGUGCACUCAGCUACACCCCCGCAGCGCGUACCCAGGCCACCACAGACAAGAACGAUUGGCUCGAUUUCCUCAAGACCGAAACACCCCAUACCCCAGAAUCAUCCGGCAAAGCCCUCCUGUUUGCUGGUCUCGGGUCAUACCCCCAUACUCCUCACGCGCCGACGCCGUCGUCAUUGCACCUCUGGGAAGAAGCAUCCGAGGCCUUAUCGAGCCCGGAUGCUACUAUCGGCUACCAGCCUCUACGGUCUGCCGACCAGGUCAAGGGGGGCCUGCGUAGCUGGGUCGAAGGGAGAAGCCUCGUACGACUCUCUCCCCGCCUCCCAUUUGUCGAGCUGACCGGUGCGCAGGACGACUUGAUGAAACGACCAGAUAUCACCACUUCCUUCAUCCUCGCGUCGUCCCUUGCCAUCCUCAAAAGUGAACAGGAGAGGAAUGGGUACGAUACGCUCCUGCCGCCCGAGAUCACGCACCUGGCCGGGCAUGGGUUUAUAGGAACGUUGACGGCGCUGGUGGCUGCUGGCAAGCUCGACCUCGCUACCGGCGUCCGACUCGCUCGGAUCUACGCGACCCUCCCUCCUUCGCCUCCAGGCCGCAACAGACCCCACCUCACCACCGUCCUCUCUGCCCGACACUUCCACUCCCUCUCCUCGCCCUCCUUUUCCGUCCCUCCCCCGACGCACUAUGCCACCUCGGACGACGACCCGCUCCCGCCCCUAGAUGCUGACGAUCCUGCUUCCGAGGAAGUCAAAGUCGGCGAGAGACAGGGCAGACGGCGGGCGAUGCAGUUGAUUUUGGACGAGAUUCAUGGGCUGGAACCCCAGUGGGCAGAGCAUUCACAGGAAGGGCAUGAAGAGUGGGCCGAAGCUGGUAUUAUCAACAGCAGCAAAGUGGUCGUCGUAUCUGGCACGCACGAUGCGGUACUGCAAGUGAUUGAAAGACUGCAGCAACUCAACCUCGCCAACCCCGUGAUGGAUAUCCACAUGCCAUGCCCGUACCACACCAAACUCAUGUCGCACGCCGUGCCCAACUUUAGAGACGUGCUCGACCGGUGCUACUUUACCAAAAAGCCAGACGGGCCUGUCAUCCUGGAUACCGUCACUACCAAACCUAUUGGCAAUUCUGCCUCUGCACUCUUGCCGCACCUGACUGAUCAGCUGCGCUGGCACAAGACGCUCGUUCGGCUUUACUCGUCCCCCACGCCCGAGGUAGGCACAUUCUACACGGUCGGCCGGGGCGCCAAAGGUCUCGGCAUCAUGCUCCGGGGAGAGCUCAAGAGGCGGUUGAACGGCAGUGCGCCGAUCCAUAUCGAAGAGAUGGGCGUGGGACCGAGGGAUGAGAGAUUGGCGCGGGCUUUGAGGGGCUGA